This is a messenger RNA of Equus caballus (horse), 5084 nucleotides long. It is a transcript of the gene SMC6, whose product is annotated as structural maintenance of chromosomes 6. Gene Ontology annotation, biological process: double-strand break repair via homologous recombination. NCBI's taxonomy places the organism in Eukaryota, Metazoa, Chordata, Mammalia, Perissodactyla, Equidae. Gene Ontology annotation, molecular function: damaged DNA binding; single-stranded DNA binding; ATP hydrolysis activity. The record is from RefSeq and is a predicted model, not a curated record. Gene Ontology annotation, cellular component: Smc5-Smc6 complex; nucleus; site of double-strand break.
AGGCGCGGAGCGUCCCGCGGUGGGCGCCGGGGAGGCCGGGCUCCUGCCUUCUCCUGCAGCUGGCGCGCGCUUCCCGGCGGGGGCCAACGGCGGCCGGCUCAGGCCGAGACGCCCCCAGGGUGGCCUUAGCGUCCGCUUGCACCGCGACAGCCCCGCCGAUCGGGUUCCUUUGGGACACUUCGACUUGUUCGAGACCUGAUGGCCAAAAGGAAGGAAGAAAAUUUCUUCUCUCCUGAGAAUGCCAAAAGACCGAGACAGGAAGAGUUGGAGGAUUUUGAUAAAGAUGGUGACGAAGAUGAAGGUACAGCUUCUUUCACUAAUGGUGCCUCUACUUUGACUGCAGCAGAAGUUGGAAUAAUUGAGAGUAUUCAGCUAAGAAACUUCAUGUGUCAUUCGAUGCUUGGACCCUUUAAAUUUGGUUCUAAUGUCAACUUUGUUGUUGGCAACAAUGGAAGUGGGAAGAGUGCAGUACUCACAGCUCUCAUAGUUGGCCUUGGUGGAAAAGCAGUUGCUACUAAUAGAGGAUCUUCUUUAAAAGGUUUUGUGAAAGAUGGACAGAACUCAGCAGAUAUCUCAAUAACGUUAAGGAAUAGAGGAGAUGAUGCCUAUAAAGCAAAUGUGUACGGUAACUCUAUAAUUGUGCAACAACACAUCAGCAUGGAUGGAAGUCGAUCUUACAAACUAAAAAGUGAAACAGGCACCGUGGUUUCCACUAGGAAAGAAGAGCUGAUUGCAAUUCUUGAUCAUUUUAACAUACAGGUGGAUAAUCCGGUUUCUGUUUUAACCCAAGAGAUGAGCAAGCAGUUCUUACAGUCUAAAAAUGAGGGAGACAAAUACAAAUUCUUCAUGAAAGCAACCCAACUUGAACAGAUGAAGGAAGAUUAUUCAUACAUUAUGGAAACAAAAGAAAGAACAAAGGAGCAGAUAAAUCAAGGAGAAGAGCGACUUACUGAACUAAAGCGCCAGUGUUUGGAGAAAGAAGAACGUUUUCAAAGUAUUGCUGGUUUAAGUACAAUGAAGACUAAUUUAGAAUACUUGAAACAUGAAAUGGCUUGGGCGGUGGUCAAUGAAAUUGAAAAACAAUUGAAUGCUAUCAGAGAUAAUAUCAGAAUUGGAGAAGAUCGUGCUGCUAGACUUGACAGGAAAAUGGAAGAACAGCAGGUCAGACUUAAUGAAGCAGAAAAAAAAUACAAGGAUAUUCAAGAUAAACUAGAAAAGAUUAGUCAAGAGACAGAUGCACGAACACCAGAAUGUCUGGCUUUGAAAGCAGAUGUUACUGCUAGGAAAAGGGCCUAUAAUGAAGCUGAGGUUUUAUAUAAUCGCUCCCUAAACGAGUAUAGAGCAUUAAGGAAGGAUGAUGAGCAGCUUUGCAAAAGAAUUGAAGAACUGAAAAAAAGUACUGAUCAAUCUUUGGAACCUGAACGAUUGGAAAGGCAAAAAAAAAUAUCUUGGUUAAAAGAAAAAGUAAAAGUCUUACAGGAUCAAGAAGGUUCUGUCAAUCAAGAGAUCGAACAGUUUCAGCAAGCCAUAGAAAAAGACAAAGAAGAACAUACCAGAAUUAAGAGAGAAGAAUUAGAUGUGAGGCAUACGCUGAACUAUAAUCAGAGGCAACUGAAAGAAUUGAAAGAUAGUAAAACUGAUCGCCUAAAAAGAUUUGGCCCUAAUGUUCCAGCUCUUCUUGAAGCAAUAGAUGAUGCUUAUAGACGUGGGCGUUUUACCUGUAAACCUGUGGGCCCUUUAGGAGCUUGCAUUCAUCUUCGGGACCCUGAGCUUGCUUUGGCUAUUGAAUCUUGCCUAAAAGGACUUCUGCAAGCCUAUUGUUGCCACAAUCAUGCUGAUGAAAGAGUUCUUCAGGCACUGAUGAAAAAGUUUUAUUCACCAGGGACCUCACGGCCACAGAUAAUAGUGUCUGAGUUUCGGAAUGAGAUGUAUGAUGUAAGACACAAAGCUGCUUAUCAUCCAGAGUUUCCAACGGUUCUGAAAGCUUUAGAAAUAGAUAAUGCAGUUGUUGCAAACAGCCUAAUUGACAUGAGAGGCAUAGAGACUGUGCUACUAAUCAAAAACAAUUCUGUAGCUCGUGCAGUGAUGCAGUCCCAAAAGCCACCCAAGAACUGUAGAGAAGCUUUUACUGCUGACGGAGAUCAGGUUUUUGAAGAACGUUAUUAUUCAUCUGAACAUACAAGACCGAAGUUUCUAAGCAGAGAUGUGGAUUCUGAAAUAAGUGACUUGGAGAAUGAGGUUGAAAAUAAGAAGGCCCAGAUCUCAAAUCUUCAGCAGCAUUUAUCUGCCCUUGAAAAGGAUAUUAAACGCAAUGAAGAAUUUCUUAGAAGGUGCCAACUACAUUAUAAAGAGUUAAAGGUGAAAAUAAGAAAAACUAUUUCCGAAAUUCGGGAGCUUGAGAAUAUAGAAGAACACCAGUCUGUAGAUAUUGCAACCUUGGAGGAUGAAGCUCAGGAAAAUAAAAUCAAAAUGAAAAUGGUUGAGAAAAAUAUGGAACAACAUAAAGAAAAUAUGGAAUAUCUAAAAAGUCUGAAAAUAGAAGCAGAAAACAAGUAUGAUGCAAUUAAACUGAAAAUCAAUCAGCUAUCCGAGCUAGCAGAUCCACUGAAGGAUGAAUUAAACCUGGCUGAUUCUGAAGUGGAUAACCAAAAACGAGGGAAGCGGCACUAUGAAGAGAAACAAAAAGAACACUUGGAUACUUUAAAUAAAAAGAGACGAGAACUGGAUAUGAAGGAAAAGGAACUAGAGGAGAAAAUGUCACAAGCAAGACAAAUCUGCCCAGAGCGGAUAGAAGUAAAAAAAUCUGCAUCAAUUCUAGACAAAGAAAUUAAUAGAUUAAGACAAAAGAUACAGGCAGAACAUGCUAGUCAUGGAGAUCGAGAGGAAAUAAUGAGGCAGUACCAAGAGGCAAGAGAAACUUAUCUUGAUCUGGAUAAUAAAGUAAGGACUUUAAAAAGGUUUAUUAAAUUACUGGAAGAGAUAAUGACUCAUAGAUACAAAACAUAUCAACAAUUUAGAAGAUGUUUAACUUUACGAUGCAAAUUAUACUUUGACAACUUAUUAUCUCAGCGGGCCUAUUGUGGAAAAAUGAAUUUUGACCACAAGAAUGAAACUCUUAGCAUAUCAGUUCAGCCUGGAGAGGGAAACAAAGCUGCUUUCAAUGACAUGAGAGCCUUGUCUGGAGGCGAACGCUCCUUUUCCACAGUUUGCUUCAUUCUGUCUCUGUGGUCCAUUGCCGAAUCUCCUUUCAGAUGCCUGGAUGAGUUUGAUGUCUACAUGGACAUGGUUAACCGGAGGAUUGCGAUGGACAUGAUACUCAAGAUGGCAGAUUCCCAGCGUUUCCGACAGUUUAUCUUGCUUACCCCUCAAAGCAUGAGCUCACUUCCGUCAAGUAAACUGAUUAGAAUUCUUCGAAUGUCUGAUCCUGAAAGAGGACAGAGUACACUGCCUUUCCGGCCUGUGGCUCAGGAGGAGGACGAAGACCGAAGUCGAUCUGUACCUUAAUACGCUGUGUGUCCUCGUGCUGAAAGAUGUGUAAAGGGAAAAAAUUCAGGACUAGUUGAUGAGAUAAAAAGAAACUGAAGAUAUUCUAAAGUAAAAGAAACUCCUUUAUAUAUCUGACCAUAAUAAAAUGUGUAAAUAAGCCUAGAAAACCAACUACGACCAGCAAUUUAAAAUUACUAUUACUUUACUUCAAGAGAAUCAAUUUCAUAGUACUGGUUUUAAAUCUUUUUUCCGUUUCUUUUUUUUUUAAACCAUCUACUUUUAUAGAUUCUUUUUCAGAAGUAAAAUUUUGUACAUAUGUACAUGUACAUACCUGUUUAGUUUGGGUUCAUUUCUAUAGUAUUUUGUAAGAAUUAAAAUAAAAGUUUGAGCACCUGCUUAUAUUUAGUUUUGCUUUUCCAGAGUAUUACAUAUUACAUUCUCAUUGCAGAGGAUGAGGCACACAGAUGGUCUGUGGACAGGGACCAGACUACAGUGGCUUUAGUGUCUGUUUUUUGCUUAUUAAUUAUGAGGGACCUACACAGGACUAUAAAAACUUUGGUCAAAAUCCCUACACAGCUCAUUUUUAGCCCUAGAGAUCCAACUAUAGAUUUUGGCUGUAUUUUUAAUUAUUGAAUUUCAUCAAAUUUAAGGUACUGUCUAUUUAAAAGACACUUUUAUGGAGCACUAAAGUACUGCCAGCACUCCGACACAAUGCCUUUCUCUCAGUCCUUUAACUGUCGUCCACCCAACUAAGCGUCUCACCCGUGUCAGAACUGGGUUGCAGCACAGUUCUGUGCCCUGACCUGCGGCAUGCUUGCCUGGUUUAAAAUCCUUCAGUUUCCAUUCCAGGGGCUCUCAAACUCUGGAUCAGCUGAGAGAAGACACAGUGCAGAGGGACUGUGCAGACCAAGCUGAGGACGAGGGUAGAGGGUGGUUCCCCCUGGAGCAGGCGAGUAGCUAGGAGCCAAAGGCCAAACUGUUGAUGGUGAGCUGACAUCAAUUAUGAGAACACCCUGACCUUAGAGUUGUUAAAAAGUGUGCUUCUUAGAAUGAUAAAAUAUAGUCUAUCAUAAGAAAUGGUACUUUUGAUUUUUUUUUUGGUAAGAAAACAUGAAUAGGACUCCUGCCUGUAUUCUCUGUGUUUGAUACUAGGAUUAGGGCUAAACUUUUUUAAAAAGACAUGGAUAUCCAACAAGAAGUAUUCCCUAUAUUGCUAGCAAUAAAUAUUUAUGAAAUUGAACAGAAAGUAUUUUAAGAAAAAGACAGUAUUUUAAAAGCAGCAGCACUUCUAUAGUUACUGAGAAAAUACUGGAUUUUGUUUUUUGGGGGGGGGAGGAAGACUAAUUUAGUAUUAAGUUGAGAUCACUUGGCAGAUGAGAAGUCCAAAAAUUUGUGCUUUUCUACACUAUGAAUUUACAGAAAGAGGAAAUGUGUGUUGAAUGUUUUAAUGAACAUUCCCCACUAAAACAUACAAAGUCUGAUUUUUUUGUUACAUUUAUAACUCAUUUGUAUCAAAACUAUUUUAACAUACAUGUGCUUUUUCAAAUAAAAAAUAAGUGGAAUAUACCAAAUGCAUAAACUUAUAUUAGUUGAAUAAU